CGGACGGACAUGAGGACGGCGGAGGACUCGAACGGGACGGUGCUGCACCGGCUGAUCCAGGAGCAGCUGCGCUAUGGGAAUCUCACGGAGAACCGCACUCUGCUGGCCAUCCAGCAGCAGGCCCUGCGCGGCGGCGGAGCCGGCAGCCCCCGCUCCUCCCUGGAGAGCCUCAGCCCGGAGGAGAGCCAGAUGGUGCAGCAAUCCACGCGGCAGGAGCCGCAGGGCCAGGAGCAUCACUCCGACCACAUCUACCUGGAGAACAGCGUCUAUCGGCUCUGCCCGCCCAAGGGCGAGGAGCUCCCCACCUACGAGGAAGCCAAGGCGCAUUCCCAGCUCCUCGCCUCGCAGCGGGCAGCGGCCGGCGCGGGGCUCCGGGCUGAGACCGCCCAGCGCGGGGCCGAGAGCGGGGCCCGGCGCCCCGACGAGGGGCUCAAGGACCUGAAGCACGGCCACGUGCGGUCGCUGAGCGAGCGGCUCAUGCGGAUGUCGCUGGAGAGGAACGGGGCCAAGGCGCAGAGCCCCAUCAGCGCUUCCCACAGCUUCCCGCAGCUCUCCCGGCAGCUCGUCCCCCUGCGCGGGCAGCAGCAUCCCGAGGGCACGGAGCCGCGGGGACCGCCCCCGGAAUAUCCCUAUGUCAUCCCGAACCAGGACGCUUACCUGGCUGAACCCCGACCCUGCUCCCGGGAAGGUCCUGGAUUUCAGCAUCCUGAGAUCAGGGUGCUGCCCACCCCGGUCCCAGCCGCGUUCCUGCCGCUGUGUCCGGGCGCUCUGGGCCCGGCUGGCGUGGAGGCGCUGGUGAGUGCCCAGGCGGUGUCUGCCGGCAGCCGCCUGGCCCGGGCAGACGCCGUCCUGCGGGAGAACGAGAGGCUCCAGCGGGAGAGCGAGAAGCUGCGGCGGGAGCUGGAGAGCUGUGCCGAGAAGGCGAGCCGCAUCCAGAAGCUGGAGAGUGAGAUCCAGCGCAUCUCGGAGGAUUACGAAAACCUCGUCAAGGCAUCUUCCAAGCGGGAAGCCUUGGAGAAAGCCAUGAGGAACAAGAGAGAUUGUGAGAUGCGACGGCUCCAGGAUUUCAACCGAGACCUGAAAGAGCGACUGGAAUCGGCGAACAAGCAGCUGGCCAGCAAGACCCAGGAAAACCAGGACAGCAACCAGGGCAGCGUGGCCAAACUCCUGGCACAGAGCUACGAGCACCAGCAGGAGAAGGAGAAGCUGGAGCGGGAGGUGUCCCUGCUGCGCAGUGCCAACGAGGACCAGCGGCGGCGGGCAGAGCUGCUGGAGCAGGCGCUGGGCAGCGCCCAGGCACGGGCGGCCAAGGCAGAAGCCGAGCUCCGGAAGAAACGAGCCUACGUGGAGAAGGUGGAGCGGCUGCAGGCAGCCCUGGGGCAGCUCCAGGCCGCCUGCGAGAAGCGGGAGCAGCUGGAGCUGCGGCUCCGCACCCGCCUGGAGCAGGAGCUGAAGAUGCUGCGGGCUCAGCAGAGGCAGGCGGGCACCGCGAGCGGGGGGACGCCGGAGCUGAGCGCCCACACGCUGUCGGAGCAGCUGAGGGAGAGGGAAGAGAAGAUCCUGGCGCUGGAGGCCGACAUGACCAAGUGGGAGCAGAAGUACCUGGAGGAGUGCACCAUGCGCCAGUUCGCCAUGGACGCCGCGGCCACGGCGGCCGCCCAGCGCGACACCACCCUCAUCAGCCACUCCCCACGGCACUCCCCCAACAGCAGCUUCAACGAGGACCUUCUCCUGGCCAGCCACAAGCACCAGGAGAUGGAGAACAGGUUAAAAGCCCUUCAUGCCCAAAUCUUGGAGAAAGAUGCUGUCAUCAAGGUCCUGCAGCAGCGCUCGCGGAGGGACCCCAGCAAAGCCCUUCAGGGCUCCCUGAGGCCGGCCAAAUCCGUGCCCUCCAUCUUCGCUGCCUCUGCCUCCCCAAUCUGGCCGGGGGCUGGCCAGAGUGACCGGGCAUCUGAGGGCAGCUCCCGUGGCAGCACAGAGUCUCCUCCAGCAGGCAAAGCCGCCGCUGAAGGGACGGCAGUGUCCACCACCCUUCCCUUGCCAUCCCACUCGAAGCACGGCAGCAAGGAUGGCAGCACACAGACGGACGGAGCGGCCGGGAGCAGCGGGCAGGGCGAGGGCACCGCAGUGCUGGAGAGCUCGGCCACUGCCAGAGCCCCGGACCUGUCUGACAUGGUGGAGAUCCUGAUUUAA
Cinclus cinclus is the source of this 2193-nucleotide messenger RNA. It is a transcript of the gene AMOTL2, whose product is annotated as angiomotin like 2. The record is from RefSeq and is a predicted model, not a curated record. Gene Ontology annotation, biological process: actin cytoskeleton organization; establishment of cell polarity involved in ameboidal cell migration; regulation of cell migration. Lineage: Eukaryota; Metazoa; Chordata; Aves; Passeriformes; Cinclidae. Bases 10 to 2193 code for a protein of 727 amino acids. Gene Ontology annotation, cellular component: bicellular tight junction; plasma membrane; cytoplasmic vesicle. The transcript has 9 exons.